AGAUUGUACAGUCACAUACGAGCCACAUCCGAGUGAGCUUCGAGACGGUUUGAAUAACGAUUUGAUGCGCGUGCGCAGACGUACCGAAAUCGCGCUUUUUUUAAACUAGUCAAACUUUUGUGGUCGGAUUGUGGUUGUGUUGUGAUAAUAUGAGAUCGUAAUAGUGAUAAACAAUAACUUUUGUAACAAAGGAGGUUUUUUGUCAGCUGUUUUUCGAGAAAAUCACCAUGAAUCAGCAGUGCAAAGUGUGCGGUGAGCCAGCGGCUGGUUUUCAUUUUGGCGCCUUUACCUGUGAAGGAUGCAAGUCGUUCUUCGGGCGGACGUACAACAACCUGUCCUCGAUAUCCGAAUGCAAGAACAAUGGCGAAUGUGUCAUCAAUAAGAAAAACAGGACGGCGUGCAAAGCGUGCCGGUUACGAAAGUGCCUCCUUGUCGGCAUGUCGAAAUCGGGAUCGCGCUACGGGAGGAGGUCCAACUGGUUCAAGAUCCACUGCCUCUUACAAGAACAGCAACAGCAGCACAUACAGCAGAUGCAAACGAAUAAAUCGCCGCCCACCUUCAACGCGUCUAUAAAUCCAUCGUUCCUGCCAACAAAUCUCUUGCCCGCGGCGGCUUUGGCGGAGUAUUACAAAAAUUCUGAGAAAACUUUCACUGACGAUGUGACGCGGCAGAGCGUAUCGCCGUCCGACUCAGGAGCGUCAUCCGCUGACCCCGAAGAUGACAACAGUUCAAGAAGCACAAGUGGUUUAAGUAUAUUCCGACCUGCGUCGUCCCCGAGCAGCGAUAAAGAUGUCCGCUUACACGCCAUACGUAAUCAAAAUAAAGACGUAAGAAGAAAAAAGGUUCUAGCGCCUACUCCGUUUAGCCUCACCCAGCCUUUAUCUGCGACGCCUAAUUUCCCUCCGCGCAGUGUGCCAUUUUUACCUUCACCCAUACCGCAGUUACGGCCAAUACCAUCUGGAAUGCAGGCCUGGCAGAAUCGUAAUGGAGGAGACCUAUUACUACAUUCACCAGCCGUUGCUGGAAUAGCCGUAGAACAAGAUCAGCCUAUAGAUCUCUCCAUCAAAUCAACUGCAGUGCUAUUUAGAAGUCCGAAGAACGAAGAGGUCAGUGACUCGGAGCCUGAACUGAGUAUUGACUUAAGUUCCGACACAAAAGAAAUGAUGAAAAACCCACUCGAUCUAAGUCUUGUAUCGAAACGGACUGAAGAAGUGCCAAUGACGGGCUAAUUAACAAAUUAAUCGUCUGCCAUUAUUUGAAUCUCGUUUAUUUAUAUGUAAAUACGCUAUUUCCUAGUUAGUUAAAGGUGUUGUAAAAAUUUAAAUUUUAAUAAAUACUUUGCCAUACAGUAUUUAAUAAAUCCGAACAUUCCUUCCUUGUAGAGUAACUACGUAUUUUUUCUACGCAUAUAUUGUUAAUAUUAAAUGUAGUUAGGUAAUUUAAGUGAAAAGACAAUACGGAAGAGUGAUAAUUGAAUGCCAUGUUUUAAUGUACUAUUUUUGGAUAAAUGUUCAUUUGAUGUGUUCAAAUCAGAGAAUAAUAUAAUAAGGUGAAAUUGUUGCUUGUAUACAAACAAGAAAUAUAAAAAUAAGAUAACUGAAGUUUUAUAAAACAAAUGUUAUUAUGUAUAGAGUAAUAAAUAAUUAAUUUCAUUUCUAUAUUGAGAAUGCCAGUUUGUGAAUACAUCGUUGAUACGUUCUUUAGUUAUGAAUUUCUUAUCAUAGCAAAUAUUGUAAGAUAUUUCAAAAUGGCAUCGCUUCCUAAAUAAUAUUAUAUAUUUGUAGUAUAAUAAUUGUGCCAGUAACAUCUAUGCCAGUGUAUAUUUACCAGUUUUAGUUUAUGGGAUUUAGGGCCAGUUUUAAAGCUCAAAAUUAAGUGUACAAAUUGAUGGGAUUAUUGUAUAUUACGAAAUCGUUGGGAAUAAAAUAAGUAUUUAUUUUAGUUUUUAGGCCAGUUAUUUGAGUCAUAUUAGUUAAGGAAUAAUUAGCAUACUUAAUUCUUAUUUUUUAAUUUAUAUUAGUUCAUUUGUGUUUUGAUUUGUGUUAAAUGUUUCGUUGUUUGUUUUUUUCGUUUGUUGGAGAUUUUAUACUUUGAUACAUUCCUUGUAUUGUUCAAGCCGAUAACUCGUAGUUGAAUGCUCAUUAUAAAUCAGCAGAGAAA
This is a messenger RNA of Colias croceus (clouded yellow), 2160 nucleotides long. RefSeq names its product protein embryonic gonad-like. Lineage: Eukaryota; Metazoa; Arthropoda; Insecta; Lepidoptera; Pieridae. The coding region runs from base 228 to 1229 and encodes 333 amino acids. Gene Ontology annotation, biological process: regulation of DNA-templated transcription. The record is from RefSeq and is a predicted model, not a curated record. Gene Ontology annotation, molecular function: zinc ion binding; DNA-binding transcription factor activity; sequence-specific DNA binding. The transcript has 3 exons.